Messenger RNA from Sarcophilus harrisii (Tasmanian devil), 1527 nucleotides. It is a transcript of the gene SLC25A3, whose product is annotated as solute carrier family 25 member 3. Bases 397 to 1338 code for a protein of 313 amino acids. Gene Ontology annotation, cellular component: mitochondrial inner membrane. Gene Ontology annotation, molecular function: phosphate transmembrane transporter activity. The transcript has 6 exons. The record is from RefSeq and is a predicted model, not a curated record. Gene Ontology annotation, biological process: mitochondrial phosphate ion transmembrane transport. Lineage: Eukaryota; Metazoa; Chordata; Mammalia; Dasyuromorphia; Dasyuridae.
GUUCUAGUGUAAGUUUUUGGUGCAUUUACUUGAAUGUGUUCAUGGUCCUAUGUGUAAAAGAACUGGGACUAUUAGUAUACACUGGGGGUGAAGCAUCUUUUGUGCUAGACACAAGCCAGUUUGCUUUCUCUUUGGGAAUUGAUGUAUAUCUCCCCUAGUUAUAUUUUUUAGAAUAGUAAAGCUGGCUUUGCCAGUAUUUAAGAAUUGAUUACUGUUAGCUUUAUUGCUAACUUUGCAUGUCAAAUGGAUAAUCUUAAUCACUGAAUUGUAAAUUGAAGCAAAGAUUUAAUUUUCAUAAAUGUAACAGAUUGGUCAAUUGUGAGUCUGUUUAGAAAUUUUUCUAUCAUUUGUGAUGUUGUGAUGUCUAGAGAAAAAAAUUGAUUUUUUUUUCUUUAAAUGAAAACAGAGCAAUAUAGCUGCGAAUAUGGAUCUGGCAGAUUCUUUAUCCUUUGUGGCCUCGGAGGAAUUAUUAGCUGUGGCACAACACACACAGCAUUGGUUCCCCUAGAUCUGGUUAAAUGCAGAAUGCAGGUGGACCCGCAGAAAUACAAGGGCAUCUUUAAUGGUUUCUCCAUCACGCUUAGAGAAGAUGGUGUUCGUGGUCUGGCUAAAGGAUGGGCUCCAACGUUCAUUGGCUACUCUAUGCAGGGACUCUGCAAAUUUGGUUUUUAUGAAGUUUUCAAAGUCUUGUAUAGCAACAUUCUUGGUGAGGAAAAUACUUACCUCUGGCGUACAUCCCUGUAUUUAGCUGCCUCAGCCAGUGCUGAAUUCUUUGCUGAUAUUGCCCUGGCUCCUAUGGAAGCUGCCAAGGUCAGAAUUCAGACCCAGCCAGGUUAUGCCAACACCCUGAGGGAGGCUGCUCCUAAAAUGUUUAAAGAAGAAGGCCUUUUUGCAUUCUACAAGGGCGUUGCUCCUUUGUGGAUGAGACAGAUCCCAUACACCAUGAUGAAGUUUGCUUGCUUUGAGCGCACCGUCGAAGCCCUGUACAAGUACGUUGUUCCGAAGCCCCGGAGUGAGUGCUCGAAAGGAGAGCAGCUGGUGGUGACAUUCGUGGCAGGUUACAUAGCUGGUGUCUUCUGUGCCAUCGUCUCUCACCCUGCUGACUCUGUGGUGUCUGUGCUGAACAAGGAGAAGGGCAGCUCAGCGUCACAAGUCCUCCAAAGGCUUGGAUUCAAAGGUGUAUGGAAAGGGCUCUUUGCCCGUAUCAUCAUGAUUGGUACCCUGACUGCACUACAGUGGUUCAUCUAUGACUCCGUGAAAGUCUACUUCAGACUUCCCCGUCCUCCUCCACCUGAAAUGCCAGAGUCUCUGAAGAAGAAGCUUGGGUUGACACAGUAGAUGAAUGAAUCAAGACUAACUAUGGACUGAAUCUGUUUGCUGACCAGUGUUGAGCAAAUAUAAGAGAAACUUUUAUAUAUUUGACUGUGUAGACUGUCUAUUCCUGAUGUAAUUAUCAGUUGUGCCCUUGCCUGAACCAAGGGUCUCAAAAUGUAAUUGUUGCAAUAAACCAACUAUUCGUGAGUCUUG